GUCAUUACGCAGCGACAGCUGAGCGGAGAGGAAUGGAUCCGCGUCCCAGCAGGAGUUAGCCCAGCACAAAUCCGUCUCCAUCCUGUCCAUCUCGGCGUCCAUGACCCUCACACCCGGGAGGACAUAAACUACGCGCCUCAUACUCCCGGCUGAUGCCGAUAUUAUGAGUCCCCGCCGGCGGUGAAGGCGGGAAAGUGAUGGUGAAUUCUGUCCUGUCAGGGAAGGCUGUCGGAUUGAGGCGGAAGGGGGCCGAGUGAGUUCCGGCUGUUGUAAAGCUGUCAGGGACCGGGACAGGGACAGGGACAGGGACGGGGACGGUCUCCUGCACUCCGCCCGGAGCACCGAGCCGACAUGGAGCUGAGGGUGGGCAACCGCUACCGGCUGGGACGGAAGAUCGGCAGCGGGUCGUUCGGGGACAUUUAUUUGGGCACGGAUAUUUCAGUUGGUGAGGAAGUUGCUAUCAAGUUGGAAUGCGUGAAGACGAAGCACCCCCAGCUCCACAUCGAGAGCAAGAUCUACAAGAUGAUGCAAGGAGGAGUGGGGAUUCCCACCAUCAAGUGGUGUGGAGCGGAGGGAGAUUACAACGUGAUGGUGAUGGAGCUGCUGGGGCCCAGCUUAGAGGACCUCUUCAACUUCUGCUCCCGCAAGUUCAGCCUGAAGACCGUCCUGCUGCUGGCCGACCAGAUGAUCAGCCGCAUCGAGUACAUCCACUCCAAGAACUUCAUCCACAGAGACGUCAAGCCUGAUAACUUCUUGAUGGGGCUUGGAAAAAAGGGCAACCUGGUCUACAUCAUUGACUUUGGUCUGGCUAAAAAGUACCGUGACGCCCGCACACACCAGCACAUCCCGUACCGCGAGAACAAGAACCUGACCGGGACGGCUCGCUAUGCCUCCAUCAACACCCACCUGGGCAUCGAGCAGUCGAGGCGCGACGACCUGGAGUCCCUGGGCUACGUCCUGAUGUACUUCAACCUGGGCUCGCUGCCCUGGCAAGGGCUGAAGGCCGCCACCAAGAGGCAGAAGUACGAGCGGAUCAGCGAGAAGAAAAUGUCCACCCCGAUCGAGGUGCUGUGUAAAGGCUACCCCUCCGAGUUCGCCACCUACCUGAACUUCUGCCGCUCGCUGCGCUUCGACGACAAGCCGGACUACUCGUACCUGCGGCAGCUCUUCAGGAACCUCUUCCACCGCCAGGGCUUCUCCUACGACUACGUCUUCGACUGGAACAUGCUCAAGUUUGGAGCAAACCGGGCAGCAGAGGAAGCCGAGCGGGAGCGGCGGGACCGAGAGGACCGGCUGAGGCACGGCAGGAACCCCGGCGCCCGGGGAAUCCCCGCCGCAUCGGGACGACCCCGAGGGACUCAGGACGGAGCGCCACCUACCCCGCUCACCCCCACCUCGCACACAGCCAACACGUCGCCCCGCCAGGUGUCCGGGAUGGAGCGGGAGCGGAAGGUCAGCAUGCGGCUGCACCGCGGGGCGCCCGUCAACAUGUCCUCCUCGGACCUGACCGGACGGCAGGACACGUCCCGCAUGUCCACGUCACAGAAUAGCAUUCCCUACGAGCAUCACGCCAAGUAGACGCUCGCCACGUCCUCGUGUGACGGCGGCACCGGAUGGUGUCCGGGGUUUCCCCCGCCGGCCUCCACCUCCUGGCUCCUCGAUGAGUUCCCAGAGCGGCUCCUGGCCCGGACCCGGACCCGGCCCCGGACCCGGACCGGGCCUCCGUCUGAGCGGACACCAGCAGCUCCCUGAGCGACUCCUCUCUGAACUCUGUACUAUACUGUCUUUCUCUUCCCUCUGUUGGUCCGAGCGCCCGGUUGAACGGCGACGCUUCAGAGGAGGCGGCGCCGGGUGAAGCUGGCGACUCGAGUCCAAACCGCGCAGUGUGUACCCAGCUUUUUUUUUUCUUUUUUUUUUUUUUUAAGGUACGUGUUGAAAGAAGUUUCCUUCACUGUUAGUUUGUCAGCUCUGAGCGGGAUGAGGAGGCGAGGGACUGGAGCGGUCCUCUCCCCUGGGCUCUGCACAGACACGUCCUCCUCUGGGACCCUGGGACCCCGCGUCGAGCUCCGGUUUGGCCCCGGGCCCCCAGCAGUGUUGCUUCUGUUCAUUCCUGCUCCGCACUCAUUGAAAGGCAAUAUGACAGCAGCGCUCCGUGAGGUUUAGGAUGUUUUCCACUGUAUUUGUGCUCUUAAUCUGUAAAUAAAUGAAUCACUUGUA
This is a messenger RNA of Salarias fasciatus (jewelled blenny), 2217 nucleotides long. RefSeq names its product casein kinase 1, delta b (gene csnk1db). Gene Ontology annotation, molecular function: ATP binding; protein kinase activity. NCBI's taxonomy places the organism in Eukaryota, Metazoa, Chordata, Actinopteri, Blenniiformes, Blenniidae. The transcript has 10 exons. Gene Ontology annotation, biological process: protein phosphorylation. Bases 352 to 1578 code for a protein of 408 amino acids. The record is from RefSeq and is a predicted model, not a curated record.